CAAAUAAUUUGAGCUAGCAUGAAACUACAAACAUGUGAAGUUCACAGAGUUUAACUCCUACGGUCAUGUCUCAAUGGAGAUAAGAUGCAAUUCCUAAGUAAUCGCCUUAAUUUUCUCAGUACUUUGAAAAGGCGGAGAACUGAGUCUGUCAGCGAAGACCCAGAAGAAAUUGUGAGCUCAACACAAACGCCCCAAAAACGAUUAAAACUUGAUUAUGCGUAUAGCAUUAUCACAGCCCCCAUCACAACAGUUUUAUCCAUAACAAAACGGUUGAUGGCUGCCCCUUUAGCACCAAUCCCACAGACAGCAGCUGCAACCACAUCAGAAGAACCCACCAGCUCGGAUAGCCGAGCAGCACCAGAAUCAGAGAACACCGCCGCCCCACCGAGAACAGUGUCCACUUCAACUCAGUCCGUGCAAACCACCCCACAACCUCUGUCAGUAUCAGAACAGCGCCUCGCGCUUCGUAAACAUGUCAUCAGCAAGUCCACCAUUCGUGAUGUUAUCCAGUUGGAGCAGAGAGAGAAGUACCGUCAGCUGCUGCACAAGUACACCACAAACUCCUCACUCCACUCCACACUAGGACAUGCUAACAUGACUAGCCCCCUGACAGACACCCCAGGGAAGGUUGGAGGAAGGUAUCUGACCAGCACGCCAGCGCCGCCGCCGCCCCGACAUGUAAUCACCAGUAUGUCGCCGCCCUCUUCCGACAGUGGCACUGGCAGUGGGAGUGAAGCUUCAGGCCCUGUGUAUCAGAACAAGAGAAUGAUAAAGGAGACCUCCAAGAAGUCAAGCUGGACUAACCCAUUUGACAACCAGUGGCUUCAAAACUGGCACAAGAUACUCACUGAAAAUGUUUCUGAAACUGAUAGGCAGAUUCAAGAAACAAAGAAAAGCUUGGAUGAAACUAAGCUAAUUAGUAAACAACACCAAGAAUCAUUUGAGAAAUUGGUAGACAAAUCAAUAAUUGAGGAAGUUUCCGAGGAUGAAGCCAUUGGUGAUGAGAUUGACUCCUUCCCUCAACUAACUCUUCAAAUGGCAGAUGAGGUGGAGAAAGCGAUGUAUGGUGGUCCUCAACUCGAAACUUUGGUCGAGGGAUUCAAUAUAACUUUAGCGAGGAAAGAUAUCCAGACUUUGAAAGACAUGACCUGGCUAAAUGAUGAGGUGAUUAAUUUCUACUUCAACCUGCUUAUGGACCGCAGCAAGAAAUGUGCCCCAACAAUUCACAUUUUCAACACAUUCUUUUACCCGCGUCUUCUGAAAGUCGGACAUCAGGGAUUGGCGCGCUGGACGCGAAAGGUUGAUUUGUUCGCAGUGGAUUUGAUCAUGAUUCCUAUACAUCUGGGAAUGCAUUGGUGUUUGGCAGCUAUAGAUAUGAGAGCUAAAACUAUAACCUACUAUGAUUCCUUGUUGGGGGACAACCACCAAUGCACUAAUGCUUUAAGAGACUAUAUUGCCGCUGAGCAUCAAGCCAAGAAGAAAUCCCCUCUAGAUAUCAAAAAUUGGAAACUGACCAUCGAGAAGGACAUACCAGAGCAGUUGAACGGCUGCGACUGCGGAGUUUUUACGUGCAAAUAUGCGGAGUAUGUGAGUCAGGACAAAACUUUCGACUUCACCCAGGCUGACAUGCCCUACUUCAGACGGCGAAUGAUAUGGGAGAUGGUUAAUAAGACUCUUUUAUAAACUUUACAAGAAAAACUGCUAGACAGUGUAUAAUUUAUUUACUAGUGUGCUGUGAAAUUGCUGGUUUUUGUUCACGCUUUAACGAUAUUAAGUGAGAGACACUUUUAUACUCCUUGUGUCUUUGUUUCAGCUGAGAUUGAGAAAAUUAGACUUGAGUCAAGCGUAUAAUAGCAAUUUAUAGCAAUUUACAUUUUGCUCACUGCUCAGCAUACGGUGAUAAAAUACGAUGAAAGUUGCAAAUAAUUUUCAUAAUUUUGAUGAAAAUCAUCAAUUCAUAAUUAUCCCUAGUCCCACUUUCGUUUACAAUACCUUUUAACAGAGUGUGAUAAACUUUAUUUCUGUUGGCAUGGUUUGUCUUUUUCUUGGCAAGCCAGGAUUUUUAAAUCGGAUAUAAUAUUUUUAUCCCUUCAUGUUACUGUUUGUCAUAUCGAAACAUCUAGGGUUACUUUUGUGGAAUAAAAUUAGAAA
Molecule: messenger RNA, 2151 nt
Organism: Bolinopsis microptera
Lineage: Eukaryota; Metazoa; Ctenophora; Tentaculata; Lobata; Bolinopsidae
Product: sentrin-specific protease 1-like
Exons: 14
Coding region: 85-1683 (532 amino acids)
Biological process (GO): proteolysis; protein desumoylation
Cellular component (GO): nucleus
Molecular function (GO): deSUMOylase activity
Source: RefSeq, a predicted model, not a curated record